This is a messenger RNA of Gymnogyps californianus (California condor), 1890 nucleotides long. RefSeq names its product PR/SET domain 13 (gene PRDM13). The transcript has 4 exons. NCBI's taxonomy places the organism in Eukaryota, Metazoa, Chordata, Aves, Accipitriformes, Cathartidae. Gene Ontology annotation, molecular function: protein binding. Bases 1 to 1890 code for a protein of 629 amino acids. Gene Ontology annotation, cellular component: nucleus. The record is from RefSeq and is a predicted model, not a curated record.
AUGCAAACCAGCAGGGCUCCGGCCAUCAGCGUGAGCGCAGAGAGCUGCAUCCCGGCUGGGCUGCGGCUGGGCCCCGUGCCGGGCAUCUUCAAACUGGGCAAGUACCUGUCAGACCGCAGGGAGCCAGGACCCAAAAAAAAGGUGCGGAUGGUGAGAGGGGAAUUAGUGGAUGAAGCCGGGAGCUCAGCUCUGGAGUGGAUAGGGUUAAUCCGGGCUGCCCGAAACUCCCAAGAGCAGACACUGGAGGCUGUUGCGGAUCUGCCAGGAGGACAGAUUUUCUACCGGGCGCUGCGAGAUGUCCAGCCGGGAGAGGAGCUCACCGUCUGGUACUCCAACCCCCUGGCACAGUGGUUUGACAUUCCCGUCACGGCCACCCCGACGCACGACGAGAAAGGGGAGGAGCGGUACAUCUGCUGGUACUGCUGGAGGACCUUCAAGUACCCCAACAGCCUCAAGGCCCACGUCCACUUCCACUGCGCGCUGAGCCACGGCCGGCCCUUCCUCCACCACGACCACGGCCGGCCCGCCGCCGCCGCCUUCGGCCUCCCCCCCAAGGAGCCGCCGGCCGCCGCGCUGCGCGGCCACCCGCCCCCCGGCUGCGGCCCGCGGGAGGCCGUCAAGCGGGAGGCCGCCGCCGCCUCCCCGCCGCUCGCCAAGCCGGGGCUGCCCAAGCGGGCGGCGGGCAAGGAGGAGCAGGAGCGCGCCCUGGACAUGAGCGUGGGGGCCGCCCGCGGGCCGGGGCCGCUGCUGGGGCCGGCGGGCGGCAACGGGCUGGCGCUCUGCCCCGGGGCGCGCUCGGCCUUCCGCCCCGCCGGGCCGCUGCGGGAGGAGGCGCGGGGCGCCGCCGCCCUCGGCUUCUCCAAGCUGCUGGGGGGGCUGAAGGCGGGACGCGCUGCCGCCGAGGCGCCGCCCAAGUGCGGGGCGCUGCCGGGCGAGGCCGCCCCCCCGGCGGCGGCGGCGGCGGCAGCGGCGGCGGCGGCGGCGGCGGCGGGGCUGGCGUGCGGCGGCGGGCUGCGCGCCUUCCCGCUGCUCUCGCCCCUGGAGGAGGCCUCGGCCUUCCGGCAGGUGGAGCGGGGGCUGCCCGCCGCCGCGCUGCCGCCCGCCCGCUACCCGCCGCUGCCCGGCGGCGCGCUGGAGCGCUUCGCGCUGCCGCCCUUCGAGGGGCUGAAGGCGUACGCGGGGGAGUGCGGGCUGCCGGUGAUGCCGCUCACCGUCUACAACGGGGAGCUGCUCUACGGCGCCGCGCCCUACUACCCGCUGAAGCUGCACCUCGGCGGCCUCCUCAAGUACCCCGAGUCGGUGUCGUACUUCGGGGGGCCGGCGGCGGGGCUGCACGCCGCCGAGCUGGGCUCGCUGGCCAGCAUCGACCGGGAGAUCGCCAUGCACACGCAGCAGCUCUCCGAGCUGGCGGCCGAGAAGGGCCGCGGGCGGCUGGAGGCGCUGCCGGCGGGGGCGGCGGGGGCGGCCGGCGGGAAGCCCAAGACCGGGCACCUGUGCCUCUACUGCGGGAAGCUGUACUCCCGCAAGUACGGGCUGAAGAUCCACAUGCGGACUCACACCGGCUACAAGCCGCUCAAGUGCAAGGUCUGCCUGCGGCCCUUCGGGGACCCCAGCAACCUCAACAAGCACAUCCGCCUGCACGCCGAGGGCAACACGCCCUACCGCUGCGAGUACUGCGGCAAGGUGCUGGUGCGGCGUCGCGACCUGGAGCGGCACGUCAAGUCCCGGCACCCGGGGCAGAGCCUCGGCAAGGCGGCCGAGGACAAGAGUGACUCUGGCUACGCGCACCCCGAGCAGGAGCAAAAGACUGACAACGAGAGCGACGUGGACGUCUGCUUCACCGACGACCAGAGCGACCCGGAGAGCGGCAGCAGGAACCGCCAGCAGUGA